Molecule: messenger RNA, 1899 nt
Organism: Stereum hirsutum FP-91666 SS1
Lineage: Eukaryota; Fungi; Basidiomycota; Agaricomycetes; Russulales; Stereaceae
Exons: 4
Coding region: 1-1899 (632 amino acids)
Source: RefSeq, a predicted model, not a curated record
AUGACCACGGAUGCUAUCCUGAAGGGUAGAGUUUUCAAGGAGGCCGAUUUCCUGUCCAUGGCACUUCCCUUGCUCCCCAACCCGGCCUUUACCCAUGUCGUGCUACUUGCUCUGAAGAAUGGCACGAGCCACGGUACGAGUCAAUACGGGGGUGACACUAAGAUUCUCAUCGCUACGAAAUCGUCCAGUAUCCUCCAACUUUUGGAAGAUCGACCUGAGGACUUGCGAACAGCCGAACUGGCCGUUUGCGUCAUCUCUCACUGCGUCCCAGUAAUCGUAUCCAACGAGGAGCCCCCAGACACCAAGCUUCUCUCGCCCUCCGCCGUCGACAUACCUCGUAUAACGCGCGUUUUUCUGAAAAUCCUCCGACAGCAUCCAGACGCCUCCCAGUCCCUUGUAGGCCACGUCUUAACGUUCCUCGCAGGCGCCAGUCGUCACUGCGCUGAAGCACUCUGGGACGACCCCGAUGCGAUCAAUUUUUUCGUCGCUGCUCUCCGCAGUGCAGACGUUCGCAUGCGAGCUUCCGGGGUGGGAGGAAUCUUGCGCGUUCAUGGGCGUUAUAUCAUGACGGAUGAGGAGACUGGGGAUCCUUAUAGGAUGAUCGAGGCGCUCAAAGAGGGUUGGCCCAGUCAUCUACGCAGUAGGAUGUCUGCGACUGAUAAGCUCGAGACUACCAGUACCACUAUCGCGAACUGGAAAUUCCAAGACGCCAUGAAGCAGGCCGUGAAAGACCGUGACUUGUGCUCUCUAGGCCUCAAGAUCGCGGAAAUUAUCCCUCUCUCUGAGUCCUCCAUCGUUAGGGGUGUAUGGCGGGUCAAGGAUCGCCAUACUGGUCAGCUCAAAGCCGACAGUCUCGGUCUUCCGUUUAUGAAGUGGGAGGACUCUCUGAUCUUUUGCGCGAAGGCUAUGCGCGAAAAGAUACCUUCGCUUCCGGUCGAGCAGAGACAGGUGAUGGAGGACAAGGCCGACAUGAUAGAGUUGAAGUAUUUUCUCAUCAACUCGAUGAUACCGGAACACCAUGCCCUCGCUCGUAAAGGCGUCGCACGAUCUCCCCAAAUCGGUUUCUUCCACUACGCCCUCACACUCGGUACGAACGCAGCCGACGGCCUUCGUUGGGCAAAGAAAGGACUGAAGUGCCCUAACCUCACCGCAUACCUCAAGUUCGGUAUGUUGUUUCGCGCAGCACAGCAUGCCGCCGACUUCGCCAUCGAAAAGUUGGAACGCGCGUGCGAAACAGGCCUGACACUGGACGAAGGGUUUGCGUUCGCGAUGUCUUCGUACGAGGACUCGACAACGUACCUGAAGGAGGCUCCACCCGAUUCGAAGCGGAUGAAAGAGCUGCUUUACUUGCAUCUUUUGAUGAUGUUUCUCGUGAAGGGCGACGAACUCGGUGCAGCCGAACUAGAGGACGUGAAAGCAAGGCUGAAACUUGCGGACGAAAUUUCGAUCCAUCUUGGUAUGACAAUCAAGGAGAAUCAGCUACGAAAAUCGCAUCAGGCUGUUCUCGAUCGUCUGGACGUAGCAUGGCGUGACUGGAAGGACAUCAUGACCAAGAUGCCUGGAGACGGGACGAAAAAUCAUUCGUCUUCCAAGAUCAAGCCAGACAAAGCCGAGGCGGACCUGAAUGCAUGGCUCAACAGAGGCGAACUUCAAGAUCCUGACGCGUACAGCGGCGCUCCCGAGGACUAUGGAACGAUCUCGGGCCACGAGCACACGCAGGCGAAGGUCAACUGGAGCGCGAUGGAAAUGUAUAGGUGUUCAUGGUGUAGGAACCCGAGUGCGGUGCUGAAGAAGUGUAAAGGGUGCGGAAAAGCAACCUAUUGCGAUGCUGUUUGCCAGGGAGAACACUGGAAGAAAGGGCACAAGAAGGUCUGCAAAAAGGCUGCUACCCCAUCUUGA